Rhodofomes roseus is the source of this 1103-nucleotide messenger RNA. RefSeq lists its product as uncharacterized. NCBI's taxonomy places the organism in Eukaryota, Fungi, Basidiomycota, Agaricomycetes, Polyporales, Fomitopsidaceae. The record is from RefSeq and is a predicted model, not a curated record. The transcript has 4 exons. Bases 213 to 797 code for a protein of 194 amino acids.
AGCAGUCCGCCCGCCGACAUAUAUUUGACCCGAAGCUAUUCCUUGACGGAGAAGUGCUGCACAAUCGACCUAGUGCAGAACCCAGUACACCAAGAUAUCCGUAUUCUACUUUCAACGAUGUCAGUGCUCGCCUUCGCCUAGGGAACUUGUGUCAUCUCACUUGCAAUGUGUAGAUCUUCGGGAGACUCAAAGCCUCGUAUGCCGCCAACUGCAUGCGCAACGUUUUCCCUACUGACUGUAGCGAAAGCGCAUACAACGACUAUGGCCGCCUACACUUCAACAAGACAACAAGUAUUUGGUCGCCAACAGCCGACCGAUGUUUGUAUUUCUUCCCGCAUCAACGAUACGACGCGACCAGUCAGACGUUCUCCGACGCUCUAUGCGGGUCCAUGGCCCGCGGCGAGAUCCGCGAGUGCUUCCUCGGCAGAGAUGAGGGUACGUGGAGCUAUUGCGGCACCUUCGAAUGCACCGGCGUGUCGUACAUGUACUACGGAGAUUUCAUCGCGUUCCAGAGAGACCGGCCCGGCCUUGUCGAGAGAAUCAUGUCGAAAACAUUGCUCAACUGCCCCGCCGAAGUUGGUGAACAUCACCGAGAGCGUAUCUUGCGCGACGAUGAGUUGGUCGUCGGCUGCUGCGGGCUCGUGAAGACCGGACAUGAUGUCGACAUCGAGCGUGCGCUGGGGGCACAUAGCCAGGCGUCGAGCCCUCACGCGCUCAAGCGCACGUCGAGUGAGAGCCAGAGUGGGAGCAGGAAGAUGCAAAGGCAGUCUACCACAUCCAGUGACGGACGAGCCUGAUGCUCCGCACUACUUCCGAUAAAAUUGAUUAUUCAUUCAUUAUAUCACCGUCUCCUGUCAACGCUAUCUCGCUGCUUUGUAUCUUGAUAUUUCCGUGUCUAUACGCUCUGAAAUCUGCUGUCAUUUCUUAGCACUGUUGCAUUAAGCAUAGUCGUCCGCACCGCGCCGGAAUGACUUGAGUUCGCCGCAUACAGAAUCACCAGUUCAAUUACAUCUACAUCAUAUAGAUACGUUUUGACUAGAAGUGGUCGGCGACUCGGCGUGCGCAGUCGACGGGGUACACAACUGUCAAGACGGUAAGUGCGC